Anneissia japonica is the source of this 5938-nucleotide messenger RNA. RefSeq names its product unconventional myosin-Ie-like. Gene Ontology annotation, cellular component: actin cytoskeleton; myosin complex; plasma membrane. The transcript has 28 exons. Bases 555 to 4007 code for a protein of 1150 amino acids. The record is from RefSeq and is a predicted model, not a curated record. Lineage: Eukaryota; Metazoa; Echinodermata; Crinoidea; Comatulida; Comatulidae. Gene Ontology annotation, biological process: vesicle transport along actin filament; actin filament organization. Gene Ontology annotation, molecular function: actin filament binding; ATP binding; microfilament motor activity.
AAGCAGUAAGCACGAAGUUGUAAUGUUUUAUUUAGUCUGAAAAACAACUGGUGGAUACGUGAUCAAUACUUAGUAGGCAUAAGGUGUAAAUAAAACGCUAAAAACUAAGGUAAUAAUCGUUUUAGAAGGCUACUGUGCGGGCUAUUAUGAUGUCUAGUAAUUUACAAAUGCGGUGAUUUUCACUUGUUGAUCUCAGCUAGUGCGCCUUGCUAACUGAAGGUAGGUGGAGGAACUUAUUUAAGGUCUUGCAGAAAAGGAGGAAUAAUCUGAAAAGAGGUAUCUGUUGUACACCUGUUUGCACAAGGUUUACAAUCAAGUGGCGGUGUGCUGUGAUGUCGAUUAAUGAACAAUAUUUCAGGAAAUCAGAAGCCCAUCAUUUUGUUCGUUAAGUGACGUGACGUCGACGUUUGACACCUUUCAAAAGAACAAUAAACAAAAACAAUUUGUUGAUGCUGUCCACUUUUUACACACCGAAUUGGAAACUUUGACUGAGGAACUCGGCCUAUCUAAGGCCAAUAUAUUAUAUUGAGCACUUUAUAAUAGUAGAUAUUAAGAUGACCCAACCAGGUCCGAUCCUACCUCGCAUAGAGCGAAAACCACCGAUUCCAGCACAGCGAACUAUCGCAGUGGAGCGACCAAAACCGACAGAGCAGAAACAGCAACAGCAACGUGUAGUUUCAAACAUUUUCUACUUCACACGAAAUGCGGCGUACCACUGGCAGAGUCAUAAGAAGCAGACUGGAGUGGAAGACAUGGUUCUCCUGACCAAGAUUCAGGAGUCGGCCAUUGUGGAAAACCUUCGAAAGAGGUUCAUGGAUGACUGGAUUUACACAUACAUUGGUCCGGUACUUAUAUCAGUGAAUCCAUUCAAGCAGAUGCCAUAUUUCACAGAUAAAGAAAUUGAAAUCUACCAGGGAGCUAAUUCUGUAACAUCUAAUAACACAAAUGACAUGUCAAGUGGAGAGAGUGGUGCAGGAAAGACUGUUGCGGCCAAGUACAUUAUGAGCUACAUUGCAAAGGUUUCAGGGGGCGGGGCAAAAGUUCAACACGUCAAAGAUAUCAUUAUCCAAUCUAAUCCUUUACUAGAGGCUUUUGGGAAUGCUAAGACUGUCCGCAACAACAAUUCAAGUAGAUUUGGGAAAUAUGUAGAAAUUCAGUUCAGCCCAGGUGGCGAACCCGAUGGCGGGAAAAUUUCAAAUUUCCUUUUGGAAAAAUCACGAGUUGUCAGUCAAAACCCAGGAGAGAGAAGUUUUCAUAUAUUUUAUCAGCUCAUAAAUGGUGUUCCAGGAGACCAAAAGGAACAAUUAGGACUAACUAAUCCAGAGUACUACUAUUACUUAAACCAAAGUGGCGCUUACACCGUAGAUGACAUGGACGAUGCCAAAGAGUUCCGAGAUACAAUGGCAUAUAAAAGGACUAUGGGGGCUAUGAAUGUUAUUGGUAUACCAGAAGAUGAUCAAGAUAAUGUUUUGUCUUGUGUGGCUGGUGUGCUCCAUCUAGGCAACAUCAUGUUUGUUGAAAACGGAAACUAUGCAGCUGUCGAAAACGAUGAGUUCUUGGAUUUCCCAGCAUUCCUUUUUCAAAUCGAGAAGAGUAUUCUAGAAAAUAAGUUGAUAAGUCGUAAGAUGGACAGUAAGUGGGGUGGUAAGCAAGAAUCCAUUAAGGUCACAUUAAAUGUAGAGCAAGCGGCCUACACACGUGACGCCCUUGCCAAGGCAGUGCAUACAAGAAUUUUUGAUUACUUGGUUGAGUCUAUAAAUAGUGCGAUGGCGAAUGACAAGAAGAGGGUUAAUAUUGGCGUCCUGGAUAUUUAUGGAUUUGAGAUUUUCCAGAAGAAUGGAUUUGAACAGUUCUGCAUUAAUUUUGUAAACGAAAAACUGCAGCAGAUUUUCAUUGAACUCACACUCAAAGCUGAACAGGAAGAGUAUGUCCAAGAGGGUAUUAAAUGGAAAGCUAUUGAGUACUUUAACAACAAAGUUGUGUGUGACCUCAUCGAAUCAAAGAAACCAGUUGGAGUGAUGUGCAUUCUUGAUGAUAUCUGUGCAACAAUGCAUGCCGUCGUGGAGGGUGCGGAUGAAAAGCUACUUGGCAAGCUGGCCCUCUCCGUUGGCUCUAACGAAUACUAUCAAAGCAGUAGUGUAGGCUUUACAAUUCAUCAUUAUGCUGGCAAGGUGACCUAUGAUGUUAAUGGUUUUUGUGAAAGAAAUCGUGAUGUGUUGUUUCCUGAUUUGAUCGAGCUAAUGCAAUCCAGCCAAAAUCCAUUUAUUGUCCAGCUUUUUCCUGAGCAAGUUGGUAACAACAAGAGUCGACCAACCACAGCCAGCACUAAGAUUAAAGCUCAAGCUAAUAAACUAGUAUCGAGACUGAUGCAGUGCACUCCCCACUAUAUACGCUGCAUCAAACCUAAUGAAACAAAGAGACCACAUGAUUGGGAGGAAAAAAGAGUGGUUCAUCAGGUUGAGUACCUAGGUCUGAAGGAGAAUAUCAGGGUACGAAGAGCUGGCUUUGCCUACAGGAGAGAGUUUGACAAGUUCUUAAGAAGAUAUGCAAUUCUGACUCCAGAGACUUGGCCUAAAUGGCGUGGUGAUGUCAAAGGUGGAGUGAAGCACCUGAUGAAUUCAGUUAACAUGGAACCAGAUCAGUGGCAGCUUGGAAAGUCAAAGGUUUUCAUCAAGAACCCAGAAUCUUUGUUUUUGUUGGAAGAGCAAAGGGAGAGGAAGUUUGAUUCGUAUGCACGGCUUAUCCAGAAAGCAUUCCGUAAAUUUAAUGCCAACAAGCACUUUGAUCGACUCAAGAAACAAGCAAGUGAUAUUUUGUUCAAUAAGAAAGAGCGCCGCCGAUUCAGCUUGAAUAGGAAUUUUGCAGGAGACUAUAUUGGCCUCGAUAAUCAACCAAACUUACGUGUGUUUGUACCAAAGCGUGAGAGAGUAGAAUUUGCCGACAAAGUCAAGAAAUAUGACAGGAGGUUCAAGGUUACUAAGAGAGAUCUGUUGCUGACAAAUAAAUGCAUCUAUCUGAUUGGAAGAGAGCAGGUGAAGAAAGGCCCAGAAAAGGGUGUGAUAAAGGACGUGUGUAAACGCAAGAUUUCUAUUGACAUGUUGGAGUCGGUAUCACUCAGUUCAAUGCAAGAUGACUUUUUUGUGUUAAAUGUAGUGAAUGAUUAUGCAACAUUACUGGAGUCAACCUUUAAGACAGAGUUCCUAACAGUACUCAAUAAGAAAUCUAAGGAUUUGUUAGGAAGGGAAAUUCGUAUUAAUUUCGGUGAUAGCAUUGAUUUUGCAGUGAAGAAGGAAGGAUGGGGCGGAGGCGGAUCAAGAAGCAUCCAUUUUUCGAUUGGACGUGGGGACGAAGCUGUACUGAAACCAAGCGGAAAGACUCUGAGAGUGGAAAUCGGACCAGGACUACCAAGGAAUACUAGGCCUGGACCAAGGCAAACACAGCUAACAGCUCAUGAGAGACAAAUGGCAGGUGGCAGGCAAGGAGGUGGGCAUGCCAGACAGGGAGGUGGGCAUCAUGGCCAACGAAUGCAACACCAACCCAGCAUGCCAUCCUACGCAUCCGUACCCAGGAGGAGUGCCCCAGGUGCACCAAAUCCAUCAAAUUCUCGUCGUUCAUCUAAUCGUAGGAAUUCUGGUUCCACGCCCUCUUUACCACGGACAGGAGCGCAGAAUCUAGCAAGGCAGAUUGGAAAUGGAUCAUUAGCCAACCAGGAUUUCCUACAGACGCCUUCAUCAGGACAAACAGGGAGGAUGAGGCAGUCUUUAAGGCCAGGUAAGAGGCCACCACCAGCAUCGGGACAACCAAGGCCAGCUAGAGCACCGAAGCCUCAGCCAAACUACCCCAAGUGCAAAGCCUUGUAUGCUUACGAUGCUCAGGACACAGAUGAGCUUACUUUUAACACAGGCGAUGUUUUCUACAUUCUCAAAGAAGAUGACAGUGGUUGGUGGAGGGGAAAGCUCAAAGGCAGAGAAGGAUUGUUUCCAUCAAACUACAUCGAGAAAAUAUGAAAACACAAAUUAUGCCGUACAGAGGCUAAGGGGGGAAAUAGUUGUUAUCUAAUGUAUCUGUACUAUUGAGUGGUUGUGUAUGUAAAACAAAACCUGGGAAAUCAUGUAGUACGCCUAUCAUAGCUGAUAUUGAAAUUGAUAUUGGAAUACAAUACGUCAGAACAAUCUGUAUUCUUCAUUAAUGAUACCAAAAGUACAAAUUAUUAACGUGAAAAAAUGCGAAAGUAGAACCAUGAGAAACCCUGGGGUUUGUGCCGACAAGGUCAAUCUUUUCUACUCAAGUACUAUGUAUUUUUUAAACCAGAAAACUAAAACAAAUUGUUCUAAUUAAAUUACACAUAUGAGGUACUGUAAUUAUAUGGGAAGAGAGGGAGAAAUAUAUAUAGACAGAGCCCAAAUAUAACUGUUAAUGAUAUUUGUUUAUCAAAAAGAAAAUGAAUUUUUCGUGAGAAAUCUAGCGACGUAGUUGAUUCGUAUGCUUUUAAAUGCAUACUAAAUAAAUGAUAUUUUUCUAAUGUAUUUAGUAAAUAGAAUACUAAUUGAAAACAUAGAUUUUCUCUUAGGAUUGCAAUGCAGUCAAACAAUUUGUGUGUUGGUUCAGUUGGUGAAUGGCUACAGCUAUGUUUCUGAUUUGUCCAUUUUAAAAAUUGUCUUUUAAUAAUUAUCCAAUAGAAUUCCAGCAUAAAAAAUAGAAUUCAAAAUUUUCUGGUAAUUAUCCCAUUUACAUGGAAUUUGUACCAGAUUCAAGAAAAGUGAGUUUUACCAUUCAUCCUACAGUUGUUUUCACUGUUGCUUUUAAUGCUGGGUGUGUAAAAUGUCCAUAAAACUGACAAGCAAGGAACAUCGCUUGAUGGUACUUUACUUAUAGUACCAUUGCAUUGUGGGCCAUAUUCUACAGACAAUGCCUUUUUAUUGGUUAGUUAUUUAUCAGGUAAUUUUCAGUUGAUGUGGAAAUCGGACUUAAAUAAUGUAGAUAUUUAUAAUGAUUUUGUAACUACAUGCUAAAAUGUCUUUAUGGUGAGAUAUUUAAUUGAUUAUAAAUCAGUUAUUUACCAAGAAAUUCUAUAUUAAAGAUUUUUUAUCAGAUGUUUAGGAAAGCCUGUGCAAUUUCCUUAAGUUAUAGAAUAGAAAGUAUACUGUUGAUCUGGUUAUAAUUAUAUUUGUUAAUAUUCUUUUUGGAGUUUUCUAUAUAAAUUAUACUAUAUUUUGGUCUUUAGAAAUUGAUAUAAGAUUUGCACAGGUAAUAAGCUUGCACAGUAUAUCUUCUUACCAGCUUUUGUACUAUAGAUAAUAUAUUUUCAAGAUUUUUCUACGGUAAAUAAUGUAUGGCUAGCUGCACAUAUCUAUAUAUUUACUUUACAGUGUGUGUACUCAUGCACCUAUCCCUUGCAUUUCCUGCACAUAUGGGGGUGUGUUCUAAUAAGGAAAUUCUUUUUUAGCUGAGGUGUUGUUCCUGGGUGCAGAAUCCAUGAUAACUAAGUAGAUGCAAGAAUUCAGCUGAGGUCUGGUAUCAGCUGGAUUGCAAUCAUGUAAGAUGGGCUUUAAUCUGUACUUAGUAAAUGUACCUCAACGAGAGAUCAGAGUAGCAUUCUCCUAUCAAAUAUCACAAUGUCUGUAAUAGGCAAAACCUUUGAAUUUGUCAUUGUCUGGAGCAGUACUGUUGACUCUAUGUGUGUGCCUAACAUAUGCCAACCAGGAAAGAAUAUAUAUAUUUUAUUAUCAUGCCUCCAUGCAUAAUUAAGUUUACUUGCUAAAUAAAAAAGUAAUUGUUACUGGUAGAUGCUUCAGGAAUUACAAAAGUCAAGGCUUGUAAAUAGUCUUUAUAUUUUUCAACAGGGCCCUUUGUCCUAUUUCUUUUAUAGUCUGUAUUUCUCUAUCUGAAUUGCUUCUCAAUUUUGGUACUGAUGAAUAAAAGGAACUGUGCUUUUAAA